This is a messenger RNA of Cylicostephanus goldi, 353 nucleotides long. The record is from the annotation of a GenBank genome assembly. Lineage: Eukaryota; Metazoa; Nematoda; Chromadorea; Rhabditida; Strongylidae.
AUGUUGAAUGAGCAGUGGCGACACUUUUUUGAUCAGCCAUCGUUACCUCUGAUCACGUCAUUCCAAAGAUUCAUACUCACACAUCAUGUGGAUUUAGGAACAGCUAUCAUGACGGUUAUAACAAAUCGCAUUAACAAUCUCGCAAACAUCGGCUGCACUGUUAUACUCACUAGCUGUACAGUACAAGAGGAUGAUGAGAAAAAUGAACUCUACAGGAGCUGGGUACAGCAAAUGCAUGGUCGAGUAAUACUGAGAAAAGAAAAAGGAGACGUGAGGACUGUCUGUUCCUCGAAGGUGGGUCAAUUAAUGUUAGAUCUAGUCCGUACCAUACUCUGGUGCUUACUUUUUUAGGU